This is a messenger RNA of Candidula unifasciata, 585 nucleotides long. The record is from the annotation of a GenBank genome assembly. Lineage: Eukaryota; Metazoa; Mollusca; Gastropoda; Stylommatophora; Geomitridae.
AUGGUUUUGAGUGUUGCUGAGAGAAGUCAACAAAACAGAAGUGUAUAUAAUAAGCUGCACAACACAGAUGACUGGAGUAUGGACACAAAUGACUGGAGUAUGGACACAGAUGACUGGAGUAUGGACACAAAUGACUGGAGUAUGGACACAGAUGACUGGAGUAUGGACACAGAUGACUGGAGUAUGGACACAGAGGACUGGAGUAUGGACACAGAGGACUGGAGUAUGGACACAAAUGACUGGAGUAUGGACACAGAGGACUGGAGUAUGGACACAAGGACUGGAGUAUGGACACAGAUGACUGGAGUAUGGACACAAAUGACUGGAGUAUGGACACAGAGGACUGGAGUAUGGACACAAAUGACUGGAGUAUGGACACAAAGAACUGGAGUAUGGACACAAAGGACUGGAGUAUGGACACAGAGGACUGGAGUAUGGACACAGAUGACUGGAGUAUGGACACAAAUGACUGGACACAAAGUGACUGGAGUAUGGACACACAAUGACUGGACUGGAGUAUGGAGUACAACAAAUGACUGGAGUAUGGACACAAAGGACUGGAGUAUGGACACAGAUGACUGGUAG